AUGGCUGCUAUAUCCACAGAAUCGAACGCCAUGUCAAACUAUCCGAAAGAUCUCCUCUUCGACCUCGACGAAGUUCUCACUUUACCUGAAGAUUCCGGCCGUCGGAUUGCAGCACCCAGAUCUUUGCUAAUGAACAUGCCGGCGAUUGCUACAACAAGUGAUCAUGUUUGUUCGGUCUGCUUCGAAAGCUUUGGGUCGACGGGUGAAGAUGGUAUUGGUAAACAAGUUCCUUGUGGCCAUGUCUUCCAUGAAACGUGUAUCACCUCGUGGCUCUCCCACCAUGACUCUUGCCCUCUCUGCCGGUGCCAAUUUUCCGUCGAGUAG
Juglans regia (Persian walnut) is the source of this 324-nucleotide messenger RNA. RefSeq names its product E3 ubiquitin-protein ligase RNF126-like. The coding region runs from base 1 to 324 and encodes 107 amino acids. The record is from RefSeq and is a predicted model, not a curated record. The transcript has a single exon. Gene Ontology annotation, molecular function: ubiquitin protein ligase activity. Gene Ontology annotation, biological process: ubiquitin-dependent protein catabolic process. Lineage: Eukaryota; Viridiplantae; Streptophyta; Magnoliopsida; Fagales; Juglandaceae.